This is a messenger RNA of Pediculus humanus corporis (human body louse), 897 nucleotides long. RefSeq lists its product as uncharacterized. NCBI's taxonomy places the organism in Eukaryota, Metazoa, Arthropoda, Insecta, Psocodea, Pediculidae. Bases 1 to 897 code for a protein of 298 amino acids. The record is from RefSeq and is a predicted model, not a curated record. The transcript is spliced from 5 exons.
AUGUCUUCCGAAGAUCAAACCGUAUUAAAUGAUGAGGAAAAAUUUAUUAAAGGAGAAAAAUGUGAACCGCAAUCAGAUUUGCCUGAAGGGAAUAUUAAAUUUUACGGACCUAAAAUGCCGCCGCAUAUUCAUAAAGAAAAACAUGAAACCGAGCAAAAAAUAUACGGUCCUGCAUUACCUGAAAACCUGAGAAACAUUUAUGAUGACGAAUCGGAUUCUAGUAUCCAAAUAAAAAAAAAUGAUUCUGAUAGUGAAAUAAAAAACCUGAAUAAUGAUUCAAUUGAUUUUGACGAAGAAAAAAUUGACGAUAUUUUUUACGGACCUUCUCCUAGCCUCAAAGUCACAAACGUUCAAUAUGAGAAUCAAUCAAAUAAAUUUAUUAAAAAUAUUAAUAUUACAAAAAACGAUGAUAAUUUAAAAACUGAGCGUGAAUUAUGGAUGCUGCAACCCCCGACUAGAAAGCUCGGUCAAACAUCUUCCCUCUUUCGACAAUUUAAAAAUAAUGAUUCUGGGGAUUCGAGUUCGUGGACAGACACGCCUCUGGACAAAGUUAAAAGAAAACACAAAGAUAAAGAAAAGGAUCACAAAUCAAAGUUAAAAUCAAAAAUGAUCGAAGAAAGAAAUAAAGCCAUGGAUUUACUUGUUGAUAAAGAAAAAAAAAAAUUUAAAGCUUCAAGCGAAGAAUCAUUGUUAGAAAUUCAUAGAAAAAAAUUAAAAAAAAUGAAGAAAGAAGAAAAAAAAAAAGAAAAAAUGACUGGAAAAAUCGAGAGGCGACCCUUUGAUCGUGAUAAAGAUCUUAAAAUUCAUCGCAUUGACGUCAAUCAAAGAAAAAUGAUAAUAAAUAAAUCAAAAUUUUUCAAUGAUAGAUUCGAAACCGGAGAAAGUAAAUAUUUGUAA